CCCGCUAAGCCCGAUAUCUGCCUCGGUGUGAUGUGCACUGCUCUACACAUUGCCUUCCGUACGCUGGAACAGACCUAUCGCAACUUUGAGAUGCUUUUUGAAAGCGGCCUCGGUGGGAUUCGGAUCUGCAACGGCAAAUGUGUGGCCUGUGUACAGCCGACGCUCUACCCGCCUAAACAGCGAGGCCCCUAUCGGGAGCUGUGA
Molecule: messenger RNA, 204 nt
Organism: Dibothriocephalus latus
Lineage: Eukaryota; Metazoa; Platyhelminthes; Cestoda; Diphyllobothriidea; Diphyllobothriidae
Source: the annotation of a GenBank genome assembly